AUGGGAGACCAGAGACAGGAAAAGCUUAACUGGCAACUAAGGAUGGAUGAGAUGGAGGAGAAGGUGGACCGGUUGAAGUGGGAGCUAGGAAUGGCAAAAUCCCAAAAGGAGAGAGCAGAAGCGCAAGUCGCUGCAUUAGAGCUUCAGAUGCAGUCUGGCAAGAAAGAGGGAGGAUCAAAAGAGAUUAGGCGCCUAGUGGCGAUAGAAACAGAAAAAAGACGGGCAAUUGAACAGCUCAUUGCCCAGGAGUCUCAGAGGGACAGAGCGAGAGAAGAGAAACUGAAUAAGCUGAAGGAGGAAAUGAUAGCAGAGGAGGAAAGGUCUCAGCAAGCUGACACCAGGCAGGCAGAGGAACAAAAGAAGCUGCUAAAGGAAUUGGAAGUAGCCAGAGGCCUAAUAGGAGUCCUUCAGAAGGAAGCACAUAGCCAGGAGGACCAGAUAGGAGAGUUGCAAGAGGAGCUGGAAAGUUGGCAACAAAGAAGUAUGUGUGCAGAAGAUCUUACACAGGAGUUACGGGACCAGCUGUCUAAAAGCCAUACCCAGGCCAGAGAGACAGACAAAAUUUUCAUGCACCAGGUGGAACAAAUGAAAAAUUUUGGUGCAAGUUAUGAAAUGUUGGGAAAACAAAUGCAGUCUCCGGAAGAGGAACUAAAAAUUAAAGAGAGAGAAAAUGAGCAGCUACAGACCCAGUUAAAGAGCAUGGAAGGGGAAAAAGAAAAACUGGAACAACAGAUACAGUCUCUAAAAGCCCAUAUAGAAGAUAGCCUAACAAAGGAAAAGGGGAUAAGGGAAGAGAAGGAGCAGCUACAGAGGGAAGUGCAAAAGAUGAGGCAAGAAAUCCAGAGCCGGGAGAUGGAGCGAAAAGUGUUGCAAGAAGCCAACGAGCAGAUGGCUAUAAAGAUCCAGAACCUGGGGGAGGUUGAGAGGCCAGACGAAAGACAGGAAUCUCAAACCAGAGAGUUCACAGACACAGUGCGGGAAAGGUUGGAGGCACUAGGAACUCAAUUAGCAGAGUACGUGAUGAUGGCCAAGUGGGAACACCAGGAACAAUACCAAGAGGUGGAAGUAGUAAAAGGGCCCCUGAAGGAAGUAGAGGCUCAGCUAGAAACUGCCUGGUAUAAGAACCCAAAGCAUAUGGAGCUAGAGAAGUUCCCCAGAGUCACAGGCCCAGAAGAACCUAGGGAAGAGGCUGAGCCAGGACUGUCUGAAGGAAGUACCAGGGAAGAGGGAGCUGUAGAGAAGGAGCCCAUGACCCUACAAAAGGAGGCCCUGCCGGCUCUGAUAGAAUGUUGGAACCAGAGAUGGGAACAAUGGCAGAAUGAACAUGCAAAGGAGAUGAGCCAGCUAAAACAUCAGCUGAAGGAACUGUUACAACUGCAAGACAAGAGAACCAGCAUAAAUCUCAGUAAGCGGCAGCCAAGGGAAGCAGGCCUGCUAGAGGCUGGGACAACAGGGAAAGGUAAACAGAGGACCCCAAGGAGGGAAGCUUCCUGCUUUGUCUGCCAAGAAUGUACACAGGCAGCCCAAGACCUGGGGCCAUGCGGGUCAAAGAGGGACCCCGGGAAAAGGAAACCAGUGAAACCUGAUAAAGAAAGUGGGGAAAAAGGCCAACAGGCAAGGAAGAGAGAACUACCACCAAAAGGGGGAUCAGAACCUAAGAAGAGACCUCAGAUUUAUGUAAAUGGGCUCCCUAAACAGGUCAGAUGGUAG
Messenger RNA from Alligator mississippiensis (American alligator), 1710 nucleotides. RefSeq names its product golgin subfamily A member 6-like protein 22. NCBI's taxonomy places the organism in Eukaryota, Metazoa, Chordata, Crocodylia, Alligatoridae. The record is from RefSeq and is a predicted model, not a curated record. Bases 1 to 1710 code for a protein of 569 amino acids. The transcript has a single exon.